This is a messenger RNA of Phaeoacremonium minimum UCRPA7, 1638 nucleotides long. RefSeq lists its product as hypothetical. The record is from RefSeq and is a predicted model, not a curated record. Lineage: Eukaryota; Fungi; Ascomycota; Sordariomycetes; Togniniales; Togniniaceae. Bases 1 to 1638 code for a protein of 545 amino acids. The transcript has a single exon.
AUGCCCGCUGGAAUCUCCAGUCACAGUCUCAACUUCUUGGCCCGCGUCCUCGUCUUUCUUUCAGUCCUUACAGUCUUUGCUCACUCGGUCGUCGCCGCACCCUCAAGUGAAGAGGUCAAGAGAAACAACAACCCGCUCAACAUCAACUGGGGACCCGCGCCGUCGCCGGAAGACGGUCCUCCUGGCGCCCGCAACGCACUUCGAGACCCUGCCUACCUCCCGGCCCAGAUCGGUGGCAUUGUUGGAUCAUACGCACUUUCGCUGGUGCUGGUCGCCAUUAUCUUGCUCUCACUUGCCAAGAAGCGACGAGAACACCUAAACGGCGGCGAGGAAAUCUGGGAAGAGCCAAACUUUUUCCCUCUACCUGGCUUUCAGUCCCAAGAGGAGAUUCAGCAGUUCCAACAGUAUCAGCAGUUCGAGCAACAAGAACAGCCUUAUCCGUAUCCUACUGAGUUGCCAAAGAGCCCGUAUCGCAACUUUUCACAUCCUUCAUCCCCAACUAGCGCUCUAGAACACAAGCCAUACAUCUUCCCCUCUCCAACCGCAACACUUCGCGGUGCCCCAGGAGUAGCGCCACAAGUCGAUCAGCACGUCGUUUACCAAGACAGAAUCAUGGCGCAAGCUCAGCUAGAGGAGAUGUACAAGUACGUGAUGGAGCAGGAAGCGGCCAAGGAGGCCGGUGUCGAGUACCAGUCACCGGUUCUUGCUACACCAAUGUCGACCCAUCAGGCGAAUAAGUCGACCUCGACACUGGUCAAAAAGGAAAGAGUCAAGCCCGCCAACUUGAAUCUCGGCGAGGUAAAGGCGGAGAAGACGCAGUCGCGUACUUCUUCCAUUCUCUCUGCGCUCAAGUCGCCGAGAAAGAAGAAGAUGCAAGGCAUCAGCAUUUCCUCGCCGAUUAUGACGCCAAUGUCUGGAACUUUCCCACCACAAAACGGCGAGGAGAUGAACGCCAUCCCACCGCGGCAAUAUGCACCAGCAAAGCCACCACCAAUCCCCACACAUCAGAUGCCGUAUGGUACGAGGCAGCUCAACGGCCUUGUUUCACCAGUAUCCCCGGUGUCGCCUGUAACUCCGACGGGCAUCUCUCCCGAUAGCACGCAGAGCAUCGACGAGAGAAUCGGUGUCAAGCUGUCUAUGGAUACCACACACACACGGAACACGUCAGGACAGACCGAACCUGACCCGAUAUCCGCGGCCACGGACACGUCCACAACACCACUAGUCGGCUUACCAUCAUCACCAAAGCCCGGAGUCAACCGCUUCCCAUCACUGGCCUCACUGCCCUCGUCUCCGAAGCCCGGUGCCACAUUCUCACGGCCCAACGCUCCGUCUGCCGUCCGCACGGGAGGUGCACUGCCUCUCCGAGCGUACGAGCCCGCGCUGCUGUCGCCUAACUCGUACGACAGGCAGAUGAAGCAGACCGUCUUCGAGCGAGCGCCCCUCUCCCCGGGCCUCGGUACCGCGCGCACACCCUACACCGGUGCCGCCGUGCCCUACACCCCGUACCAGCCCUUCUCCCCCGUGAUACCCAUGACGCCGAGCCUUGUGACCAAGGAGGACAGGAAGAGGAUGAAGAAGAUGGUGCCCAAGACGCCGACGAUGGAGAUGGUCAGGAGCGACGAUGAUAUUUGGUAG